Molecule: messenger RNA, 6650 nt
Organism: Macrobrachium nipponense
Lineage: Eukaryota; Metazoa; Arthropoda; Malacostraca; Decapoda; Palaemonidae
Exons: 19
Coding region: 499-5334 (1611 amino acids)
Cellular component (GO): meiotic nuclear membrane microtubule tethering complex; nuclear envelope
Molecular function (GO): protein-membrane adaptor activity
Source: RefSeq, a predicted model, not a curated record
CUUUCUUCGUUGCCCCGCCCACUCUAGUACAACAGCACAUGGGGCCCUUUAGACUAUCAACAACAGAAGGGGCGCCUCAGACGCGGCGUGCCUGUGACCGAGUUGUCAUAGGCUGUAGCAUCCGCCCUUUUUAUCUUUAUUAACUUUUUAAAUCAAAAGUGACCACCAAUUAAGUUGUUUUUAGACACUUUUGUUUGUUUUUUAAAAGCCUAUAGCAACUAUGCAUUCUUUUGAACCGUAGUGAUGUGCUUAUUUGUAUCUUAAAACUAUAAUAUAUAGUGGACGAUGAGUGCUGGAACAUUGGUUGUGACAGAGAGGCGACGACGCCCCAUCCGCCGUAACCUCUGACCUCAUCAGAGGCCCUCUGGAAGUGCAAUUUUAGGACUGUUGAAUUAAGAGGUCAUCAUAUAGGCCUAGGCCUACUUUUACGUCAUUCAAGAACUAACUCAAGUUAUAGUGAUUCCUCCUUCCUAGACUGACAUUUUCUUGACUCAAAAUAUGGACACCUCCACAUCCUCAGAAGAGCUGGACUCCUCCCUGGAAAUCAUUUCGGAGGACCAGACGCUGCUGACGGCGGGGUCGCCCGCCCCCCACCGCCCCUCCCCCUUCACCCUAAGGUCGCGGUGCUCCAGCGAGCGAUGUCCUCACGGCACCGGUAUCCAAUUCAGGUCCAGAAUUAGUCCGUCACCAAGCAAGCACAAUGACGACAGCUACAUGGAAACCCGAAGUGGGAAUAGGUACCACACUUAUGGCAGUGAAGAGAGGGUGAGACACCGACGGAGACGUCGCUCGGACCAGCACCGCCACAGCGUCACUACAGAUUCCAGCUCAUUCCUGGAGCUAUCCCACGAAAACGGCAGGGCCGGGGGCGGCCACGUACGCGUCCUGCACGAAAACGGGCACGUCCAUCACCACCAGCAUCAGGACACGUCGUACCCGCACGAUGGUAUCCACAACAUCGACCACCAUCACGUGCACGUACUACAACAGGACCAGCAGCGGCAGCAGUUGUUACAGCAACAGACGAGUCUCGUGACUUACCACCUCGGCGGCGGUCGCGUUCAGGAUUACCUCGGCGGGCGCGUUCAGGAACCCCUCCUGAAACAGGCGGAAGUCCGCGUCGAGAGGCUGCACCCGGGGCGCGGCUCCUACCUGAGCGCACUCGACUAUCCUUCUCCCGCCCCCGCGGGCGUGACGAAGGCGGACUUACUCUUCGAGGAGAUGCAGAGGGAGGAAGAAAGGAGGAGGCGCCGGGCGCGAGAGUUGAAGAAGGAGAAAACUGUCACAACCAGCGAGACAACCACUACAAAAGUCCGGAGGAAUAUCCUGGACACCAGCGAUAACGGAGGACCUCAGGUGGGCAUGAACGGAGGCGUCGCAGGAUUGGCAGAAACCGUCAAGAACACAGUCAUCGGGUUCCUCACCCCGCCCAAAGAGAAGGCGAGAGCUUCUUCAGUCGUGGAGUCCUCAGAGUCUGGCUUUGAGGAUGGAAGUGUAUUUGGAGAGAAAACUGGAACUAGUGGGACCAACGAACCCUUCAGACCUGCACGAGAGUUCUUUGACGAGAAUGAUACGAGAGAGCGUCUCAACAGUGGUUACUGCAGUGGCAGUGAUACACCAUCGAGGCUCAGGGAAAGUACCAGGCGUCUGAGUAUCCGGAAACCAUUCAACAAAUACAUUGCAUAUUCAUCAGAUGAAGAGUAUGAAGACUGGCAGGAGCAGCCCAAGUCCGACUACACCUAUAGCGCCUCGAUUACGUACCGGCGACGUGUGACCCCCGACCGGAAAAUCGGGUCCCCGAACAUGUCCCGGCGGACCCUGAAAGGUGGGACCAUCGGCUAUGUCAGGACCUCGGAAUUCUCGGCGGCCGAUGACGCCGCCAGUCACACUUGGGACCUCAGGUCGAGGACUAUACACAAAGCCAUGGAUGCCCUGUCCGAUACGAGUGAUGGAGAGGAAACCCUUGAACAGCAGCAGCAGCAGCAGGAGCUGUUUCAAAAUAGGAACAGGAGAUCCACCAGAAGUCGAAGUAUUGAUGUGCCAAAGAGUAAUGGCUCAGUGAGCAGAACAGUUACCACCACAUCAAUGGAAUAUUCAACCACAAGAACACUUCACCUUGGACUAGAUGUCGAGUCAGAUGUGGACGAUGGCACUGAAUCGGCCGUCCCAGAUAGGGCUACCCCGCUCUUGGGCAGAGGUGGAACACCCUUAGGUCGAGCAAUGACUCCACUCAAAUUAUCUUCGUCGAGGAAAUCCUCGUCGGCAUCGGUGGACGGUGGCAAAGGUUUCAAAAUUGGUGAGGGAACCAUAGCAGAAGAUGUGGAGGAAGAAGAGGAGAAGGAUCAGGAAAAUGCAGUGUGGAGAUGGAGCAGGAAAACGGUCAACACCAUAACGCGAAUCACGACAAUCAUUACUGCCUCGAUAGCGAUGAUGGCAGCCCGUGCUGUCACGGCAUCGUCGUCGUCCAGUGAAAAAAUAGAAAAAGAGGAAAAGUCGUCAUCCAUGUCUACCCUUGAAGUCAUAACCACAAAAUAUCAAGCGUUUUGUGAUCGUCUCAGAAAAAAUCCCAUCCUCCUGUGGAUUCCGUUACUAUUUAUUUUACUUCUCCUGGCUCUUGCAACUUACUGGUGGCUGUUGCAGUCUCAUGGAAAGACAGCUGGUGCUUCUGACCAAACAACAGAGAAUGAUGGACCAUCAUCAUCUUUCCUCUUUCUCUUCUUUGCUCUUGUCCGAGAUCUCACUAUGUCAGUUGUUUCAGGGAUUUCCUCCUUCUUUGCUUACCUUGGGUCAUCUAUAACAACAAAUACAAUGGGUCUGAUUUCUCUUUGUCAAACAGGAGUUACAAAUGGCUUUGAGUCGGUUGUGGCUGGAUUCCUGUGGCUUGGCACAAACACCUUAUCUCUGUUUUCUUGGCUUUGGUCUUGGAUAGUUGUUGCUUUCACUUAUUUGCUGAAGUUGCCUAUUCUUUUAUGGGAAUUAGUAAGUAAUGUAGUUCUAGGUAUUUAUAGCUUCCUGUCAUCAUCUGCCACCUAUUUGUAUGGCUUCAUUCCCUUCAUUUUCUCCAAAGACCCUUCACGCAAUGAAACAAGCAUAGAAAAUAAUACUUUCAGCAUUGUAGCUUGGGUUGCUAACCUGUCACCUGCUGAGCGUCUAAAUGAGGCCUAUGUAACUGUUGUGGCAGGAACUCAGUCCUCUGGAACUCUGCUCUGGAAUGCAUGGAUGUGGCUUGUUUUAGGGUUAGGGGACCUUUUUACAGCUUUAGCAUCCUAUGUUGCGAUUGGCUUGUCGUCUUUGUGGGCAGCUAUCGUGUAUGGUCUGUCAGGAAUUUGGUCAGUUUUGAAAUUCGUUUGGCUAGCUUUGGCCAGCAUUCUCUGGACUGCGGCAACAUUUGUAUCAGCACUAGCACCCAAUACGUCUGCCCUCUACGCCAGUACGGAAAAGAAUAUAGUAAUACAGUCCAGUGCCAAUGUGGCAAAUGUAUCGUACCCCAAAAUUGAAGAAAUUGUCCAGCAAGUUUUGGAGAGUGAGAAACUUAAAAACAUUAUCGCUGCAGCUGUUGCUGAAAACUCUGAAGGAAGAGUUACAGUUGAGGAAGUUUAUGCUGCUGCAAAAUCGGUAGUUGAAAGUGAAUUGGGUGUUGUAAAAGCAGACAUUUCAGCAUUGAAGACUGAGGUUCAUGUUAAUGCUGCUGCUGCAGCAGAACACCACAAGAAGAUUUUACAACUGCAUGAUGAGAAGGCAAAUCUUAUUAAUGAACUCGGAGAGUUAGGGCAGCGCCUGUACAACAUUGAAGGAAAAUUGGAGGCAGUCGAUGCAAAGUCAAUUGAGGACCACCAUGACAUUGAAGAACAGAUCAAACAACUUUUACAACAAAUUAACAAAUUAGAGAUGGAUCACACAAAUCUGGCUGCGGAAGUAAAGACAUGUUGUGACGAUAAGAAAAUACCAGCUAUGUUGGCGGAUAUAUUUGGUCUAACUUUGAAUGGAACAAGUGACACAGGAAAACAGGAUAUUGGUGCCUGGAUGAAGAAUUACUUUGUUGCCAAAGAUGAACUUAAUGUCAAGCUUAAUGAGUUGAUGUCUGCCAUGCAACUCAAGCCAGAUGAUGAUGCCACCCAAGCAACGAUUAGCCAGACAACACAAAUGGUUAUGGGAACUGUCUUGUUGAAACUGCAAGAGGAAAUGAGUAAACAGCAACAGCAGUUCUCUGUGGAAACCCAGCAGGCAAUCCAAGGUGAAGUCAGUUCACAAGUGCAGGCAGCUGCUGAGAUUCUGAGAGCGAAAGUGACGGAAGACCUUGCCCAAGAAGUAGAAGCAAAUAAUGAACAAUUGAAAGGUAGCCUUAAAGAAAAUGUAAACUCCGCUGUUCUAGAACAAGUUGGUGCUGCUGUUGAAACUGCAGUUAGUAAUGCUGUAGAUGUUGCUGUCAAGAAGGCAGUACUUGUUGAAAUAGAAAAAUCAGUACCUGAAGCUGUGAAGGAUAUUUUACCAAGUAUGGUAUCUGAAGAAGUCUCGUCAUCAGUACCAGCGAUUGUAGCAGCAACAUUACCGGGCGCAGUUACGGCUGCUGUUACAGAGGCCAUGGUACACGUAAGUGAAAGUCAAGCAGGUGAUGAGGCUACGGAGGUGAAACAGGGCAGUGGUAAAAAUGAGAUUGUUGGCGUUACUGGUUCUGCAUCAGUUAAUAUAUCGCAUGAUGGAGGUGAUACUACUAUGUUUGUACCUGGGAUGCAUUUCUCGGGUGGAUUAAAUGAAACACAGGUUCUGAAGAUAGUUCAAGAUGCCUUAAGAAAAUAUGACGCUGACAAAACUGGCAUGGUUGAUCAUGCAUUAGAAAGUGCUGGAGGAUAUAUAGUCUCAACAAGAUGCACAGAGAGUUACCAGGUACACCAAGCAGAAUUAUGGCUACUGGGAUUCCCAUUCUAUCGCUAUUCUACAAAUAACCCUCGUACUGUCAUUCAGCCAGAAACAAUGCCUGGCCAGUGCUGGGCAUUCAAAGGAUCACAAGGGUACAUUGUAAUUCAGCUUGCUGGAAAUGUAAAACCAACAGGUUUCACUUUGGAACACAUUCCAAAAUCCCUCUCCCCAAACGGGGCUAUUGACUCUGCACCCCGUGGAUUUGAAGUUUGGGGCUUGUUUUCUGAAAAGGAUGAGGGGGUUUUCCUUGGAACUUAUGAGUAUUUAGAAAAUGGUGAACCAUUGCAGUAUUUCCCAGUAGAGACUGAAGUCAGUGAGUAUUUUCCACUAAUAGAGCUGAAAAUCAAUAGCAACCAUGGUAAUCUCCAGUACACGUGUCUUUAUAGGUUUAGAGUGCAUGGCGUUCGUCUUUUGUAGAAGUGAAAACGUAAUGGAACUUUUUGUUUAGUGGCCAAUCUUUUUGAGAAGUUAUUUUCAGUGUUUUAGAGUAUCGAAGUGGCCUUAAAGUUUUAUCCUCCUCAAGGAAGUAUUUUUAACAGUUUAUGUACUGAAAAACACAAAACACUGAAGGUGAUUUUCUGUUCACCUUCUGUAUCGGAGAUUCUGUUUUUACAUAUGUUCUAGUUUCUGCAAAAAAUUAAUGACAAUGCUUUUCAGAUUUGAGUUGAUAUUUUAGCUUCAUGUCUUCUCAGAUGGAUAAAAGGAUGCAUGAAGAUUUGAGUACCUGUUUUAAUAGGAAGGGAGGAACAAUUUCUGUGACAGAAGAAACAAGUGUGUGUAUGGUCUUAUCUCAGCAAGAAGAAUGUAUGAAGUUCCCCUUUUAUGUUUCCUUUUGUUGUGGUUGAAGUUUUCCAUUGCUCUUACGUGCAUUUUUGAUCAGGAAAAUUUUAAUUUUCUUACAUCAUAGGGUUCUCGAAAAAGUAUGAAGUUCUAAAUUAUCAGAAAUCAAAUAUGGGUAGAAGUUCCUUCCAGUCUGUAAAUCUACAGUGCAUGAAUGCUGUCCAAAUGUUGAUAUCAAGUACAAAUGCAUGCAUUUGCACAAAGAGAUAGCUUGACAUGCAUAUAUUUGUACAUAUUGACAAAAUAAAUCAUGGUGCUUUAAUAUGGCCUUUAUAAGUCCAGUUGUCCAGUCAGGAUAUUAACAGAAGCUUCUAGUUUUUAUACUUCAAGCUUACCAGAGAUCUCUAAUAAAAGGAGAUAAGUAGAGUACAGUAAGGAGUAAAUUUUAUAUUUGCCUCAUUCCUUUCAACUCUGCUGGUGUUGAUUUAUUUUUUUCCUUGUAUAAUUUUGGUAAAGGCUGUAACAUUGGUUGUUAACCUGUUGUCAAAGGUUACUUUUGUUUGUACGAUCACAACCGUCAUUGUAAUUUGCCCAGUUUUAGCGAAAUAGACGUUUCGCGACCCAAAGAUGUGUAGAUAGUUUUAUCCUAUUUUUCCUUUUACAGUGAGGUACAGUACAAAGAGAGUAAAUGUUAGUGCUGUAUGUGUAUGUAGAUGUAUGUACUUAUUUUGUACAGGUCUUGGACAUAAAAUGAAUUUUUGUACAUUUAUUAAAAAAGACAGAAGAAUUAUCUAAUGGGGGAGCUGUUGUGUAUGCAUAAGGUGGCUGUGAUGGUCAUAUCUACCCCUUUCAUUUUCUUUUAAUUUUUUUUCUUUUCUUAAUGCUUCCAAAAAUCUUUCUUUUAUUUUCUGUUUGUCUUCUGUCAGCCAAACAAAUAAAUAUGAAAUUUAUUA